Molecule: messenger RNA, 2591 nt
Organism: Sabethes cyaneus
Lineage: Eukaryota; Metazoa; Arthropoda; Insecta; Diptera; Culicidae
Gene: ZnT49B
Product: zinc transporter 9
Exons: 7
Coding region: 333-2210 (625 amino acids)
Biological process (GO): transmembrane transport; zinc ion transport
Cellular component (GO): membrane
Molecular function (GO): monoatomic cation transmembrane transporter activity
Source: RefSeq, a predicted model, not a curated record
CCGGGUGCAGGCUGCAGAUUUUUGUAAAAUAAGUGAACCAUUAAAUUCGGAAUAUGAGCCAAGUUUAGUGUACGUUAUUAUCUUUAGCUGAGGAAAAGAAUGUUUAUUCUUAACAUCGAUUAGCGGAUGUAUAUGCUAGUUCACGGUUCGCUGACGAGACCGCUCUCAGCUUUCUCCAGUGAAAUUGCAUUGUGUUUCAGUCAAAGGGAUCAAAACAAAAGCUUGUAAGCGUAGGUUUGCGCUGCUACCUACGCGGCGGUUGUGUGUGCAUAGCUUUUUUGUUGUAAUUCAUUGUUUUAUAUUACACCCAAAAAGAAGUUGUAUUUUUUACAAUGAUCCUUCGAGUGAUCGAUGCUGCCAAAGUGGUCGGUGUACGACAAAAUUUUAUCCCCUCCAUUCUUUCUUGGCAAAGAAAUACCAAUCAGAUUGGAGUUCUAGCUGUGCGAAAGUUGUCGGCUUUAUGUAACACGAAACUGUCAGACCAGAUUUUAGCCAAAAAUUAUUUGCUUGUUACCCAGUCUUUUGAAAAGAAGCAAUUCAGUAUUACGAGGCCAUCGUUCAAGUCUCAAAGUCCCACAUCCAGCGAUGAUGAAAAGCCGAAAUCAAAAGAAAAAUUGGAAGAAACUUUGGAAAUUAAUACCACGAAGGGUAAAUUGCUGGUAAAAACAACUACGUCCGCCGAUUCCAAGUUGGAAGAAGUCAUAAUUGAAAAGUCUAUGCCCACCGAUGAUAAAUCGAAAGAGACAACCGGGGAGGCAGUACCCCUCACAGAUGAGGAGAAGUUACGUCAAACGGAAGCUGACCUCAAAGAGCAGAUUGCCGAAAAGAAUCGUCAACUGGCAAAGAAACGGGUUCGUGUGGAUUUUUCGCGAUCUUCGUUGGAGCGCAAUUUUAUUACGCCGGUUCGAGCGAUGUCAGAUUUCCUGCUAAAACCAUCCGAUCUGGAAGCGCUGGCCAAAACGAAACGCCGUUCUCCAUACGAACAGGAACCGCCAAUAACGGUCUACUGGCGAAAGGAUGUCGAGGCCAAAGCUAUCGAAGUUUGGGGCAGUCGAGAGAACCUUCUGAAAGAGUGCCUAAAGCGGGAGAUCGAAAAAAAGCGGCAUCAGCAGAAUAUAUUCACUGUUAAGCGACGGUUGCGCGAUUACCGAAGGGAGAUUGGUAGUCGAACAAACGUGGUUGAUUCAGAGCCGGGGCUGUUGGGCAAGUCUGGCAGAGUGGUACUGACUGCUGUCGCUAUCAACGCUGUAAACUGUCUGUUCAAAUUCGGCGCUUGGCUGUACACUGGUUCGCACAGUAUGUUUGCCGAAACGAUUCAUUCGCUGGCGGACACGAUCAACCAGUUGAUCUUAGCUUACGGUAUUCAUAAGAGCACCCAGAUUGCCGAUUCGGAUCACCCGUACGGAUAUAGCAACAUGAAGUAUGUAUCGUCGCUCAUUUCCGGCGUGGGCAUUUUCUGCGUUGGAACCGGACUUUCUUUCUACCACGGCAUCAUGGGUCUGAUGGAUCCCCAUCCGAUUGAUGAUUUCUUCUGGGCAUUUUUCAUUCUUGGUGGUUCGUUAGUUUCGGAAGGCGCUACGUUACUGGUAGCCAUCAACAGCUGCCGGAGUGGAGCUAAAGCUCUCAAUAUGAGCUUUAAGGACUAUGUCGUCAGUAGUCAGGACCCGUGCGUUAAUGUGGUACUCACGGAGGAUGCAGCGGCAGUAUUCAGUGUAGCUCUGGCCGCCACUUGCAUGGGUCUAUCCACCUACAGUGGGUCACCGAUUCCAGAUGCUGUUGGGUCUCUACUGGUUGGAUGCAUGCUUGGCGGUGUGGCUUCCUUUAUCAUCUAUACCAACGUGGCAGCUCUGGUAGGACGGUCGAUUCGGCAAGAGAAUCUCGAUAAGAUUAACGCAGAAUUAGAGAGUGAUAUCAUGAUAAGAGCGAUCCACGAUGUUAAGGGCAUCGAUAUGGGAAAUUCGCUCGUCAGGUAUAAGGCUGAAAUGGAUUUUGACGGUCGAGAACUGACACGAGUGUACCUGGAUAAGCAGGAUCUGAAUAUGCUGCUUGAAGAAGUCAAAACUUUCCAGACGAUCGAUGAAUUGGAAGCAUUUAUGCUGAAGCAUGGCGAGAACAUUGUCGAUUUAAUGGGUGGCGAAAUCGAUCGAAUUGAGAUGAAACUUCGGAAAAAAUUUCCCGAAAUUCGGCAUUGUGAUUUGGAAAUCCUGUAAGCACACGGUUUGACUAACUCGAAGCAUUAAAUGUAAGCAACCGGAAAUUUAGACAACCGCGAAGCGCGAGCUAUUAAAAUUGUUAAUCGAAAUCAACUCUAUUCCAAAUCUGAGAUAGUAAGUUAUUGCUAAUGAAAGCUGUUGUGUUGAAUUCCUGGCGACACGCGGAACUAUUUAGUACUUAGCCUACGAGGUGCUUAGUCAUGGUUGCUCUAUGGCGGAAGUGCUGCAAGGCAGUCAUAAUUACCAGGAAUAGAAAUGACGAAUACUGCAGGAUGUGCUGGAUGUUAAAAUUUAACUGUGUUCACAGCUAGGAUACUAGCUGUGCCUACUAAAAAAACUAGUGCGACAAUACCUAUCUAUUUUGCAGUAAUAAAUAUU